Arxiozyma heterogenica is the source of this 963-nucleotide messenger RNA. RefSeq names its product Gts1p (gene GTS1). Bases 1 to 963 code for a protein of 320 amino acids. The record is from RefSeq and is a predicted model, not a curated record. The transcript has a single exon. Gene Ontology annotation, molecular function: GTPase activator activity. NCBI's taxonomy places the organism in Eukaryota, Fungi, Ascomycota, Saccharomycetes, Saccharomycetales, Saccharomycetaceae. Gene Ontology annotation, cellular component: cytoplasm.
AUGGAUUAUCGGACAAUACUACAGGACAGAUUACAUGGAAGUCCACACUAUAACCAAUGUUCAGAUUGUCAUUCUAGAAACCCUACAUGGUGUUCCAUGACCUACCAUGUCUUCUUAUGUACAAGAUGUGCAACAUUACAUAAACAACUAUUAAAUAAGGACCCUUAUGUGUCACGAAUUAAAUCAAUCACAUUAGAUCAUUGGCCUCCAGAUGAACUUGAAACAUUUUGUAACGACAGAAAUCCAAUAGUUAAGACUCAAAUGAAUUGCACAACUAAUAAUGUCUUCGAUUUACAAGACUUAAUAAACAGGAAGUACAUUCAACCUAUGUUGUCGAAUGGUAAAAAUAAUAGGGCUGGUUCCAUGAAAAUCUCCGGUCGAAGAAGAGCACAAGACUAUGAAUUAAGUAAGUUUGCUACCCAAAUCAGACAAAUUCAAAAUCAGUCGUCAACCUUUUUCACAAUAGACAACAUCGUGGAAGCUCUGCUGAUAUCUAGAGGCAACGUUGCUUCAGCAUAUGAUCUUUUGCAAGAUUUUGAUAGUUAUAAUCAUAAUAAUAAUCAAGCUAAUAGAAGGGAUAAUAUAACGCCUCCAGAACUUCCAAAAAGACCAAAUAAUGAAAUUAAACCAGCUAUAUUUGACGGCACUAACAUCAUAUCGAGUCAAUACACCAACAAUAGUAGCAAUAACAAUAGUAGUACCUCCAUUAAUGCUCCUAGGCCUGCAAUCUUCGAUGGGACUGUGGACUUAACUCAACCUAACAUAUAUCAACAAGGAAUUAUUCAACCAGCAAUUAAUCAAGUACCCGCAAUGAUGACACAACCUACUGUAUAUCAGCAAAAUAUACCACAACCUCUACCUGUGAAUUAUGUCCCAAAUACUACUUCUACUACUGCUCAACAACAAUACGUCUAUCCUUCAAAUUAUGUGAUACCUCAAUAUUAUCCUAUGCAGCAACAAUGA